Molecule: messenger RNA, 1577 nt
Organism: Haliotis rufescens (red abalone)
Lineage: Eukaryota; Metazoa; Mollusca; Gastropoda; Lepetellida; Haliotidae
Product: ankyrin-3-like
Exons: 2
Coding region: 550-1515 (321 amino acids)
Molecular function (GO): protein binding
Source: RefSeq, a predicted model, not a curated record
GCCUCCAUUGUAUCCCACCUGACAUCGCGAGCAGGGCCAGAAAACUGUUUGUAAUUUCAAACACCUUCAUUCGCGUUGAGACACAAAUCUGAGCCGGUGGGAAUGGAAACAUUAUGAUUUCUCUUACGUAAUGUUUACCGAUAAAAUAACGACCCACCUACACAAAUAAUUGUUCUAAAAAUAGAAUGACAUGCUCCGGCAGUGGAUCGUCGCUGUGAGAAGGGACGUAGAUGACAUCGCUCUGAGAACAACACGCUUUCCGGGGUGGGUACAAUUUAAUGUGGUGCAUGACGUGUAGCGCAGACUAACGAGGUCACAGUGUGGACUUCGUGGAGCAGUUUCACCCCAGUGUCCAUGCUUGGACAUACCACAUACCACAUAACAGUGAUUGCUCGGGUCAUAGGAAUGGGCUCUUGGAAUUAUCCCGGGGACUGAUUCAUUUCUAAAACACAAACUGAUAAUUUCAAGUAAAGUAACACGGAAUUACACGCGUGGGAUGCGUUCUGCCGGGGUUAGCCUGCCGUGAAGGGAUAGGUGGUCAGGUUUAACAUGUUGACGUCCUGGGCCAGCAUGGGCACAAUGUUGAUGGAGUGCCUGGAGAGGGAGGACGUCGAGCUCGUUAAGAUCCUACUCAAGGCUGGAUGUGAUGCGUCCUGUUCUGUGGAUGACUACGGUAAUAAGGCUCUGCAUAUCGCGGCCAGUACUGGAAACGUGGAGCUCGUCAGCCUGCUGCUUGACAAUGGCGGCGACGUAUCUGCUCGCAACAUACACGGUGAUACUGCCCUAUUGAUAGCAGUCAAGGCGGGUCACCUUCAAGUUUUUGAAAGGCUGCUUGAAGCAGGGAGUGAAUUCGAUCCCCAUGAAGAGCGGAAUAUUUGGGGCUUGACACCACUGAUGUAUGCAGUCAGGAACGACCACAUUGACAUAGUCAACUUCCUCCUGGCCCGCAUCGACUCGGUAAACCACGCCAACAGGGGCGGCCAGACAGCGUUGCAUGAAGCAUGUAACGGAGGGUUCACGGACUGCACUGACGCACUGUUACGAGCAGGGGCGUCUCCGGAGAUGACAGACGUUCACGGCCAGAGCCCUUUGAUUGUGGCCGUGAGAAAGUGGCACACAGGCUGCGCUAGAGUUCUGUUACAACACGGUGCCAACCCUUGCCAGGAAUCCAUCACCCUCCACAGACGCCGGUGGGUGAACAUGACACCUAUGUACGCGGCCCUGUUUUCCGGACGGAUGGACAUGGUCCGCGUGUUGUGGGCUGCCAGGCCGUGUUCUGACGCCGAUCUGUUCAGGUUCAGCCUCGACCCUGAACUCAGACAACGAGUUGAAGAACAGAACCCGGAUGUGUGGGGGUGGCUGGUGACGAACUGCCAGUCCCCCCAGGCGCUAGGGAGUCUCUGCCACAGGGCGGUGUCUCAGCUUGUCGGUUACUCCUCGGGCAGAAACUGCAGGUUACAAUCUCUGGACGUUCCCGCAGAGCUGAAGAAUAAGUUACUCUUGCUAGAUUUGUGAUAUGUUUGUUUGUUGAACAUUGUACAUAUUGGAUUAUUCAAGAUAAACAUAAUUAUGCAUUA